AUGACAUUGAAACCCUACACAUUGGCUUCGGGAAUAUUUUGUGGACUGACGACUGGACUUCAUUUGAUUUGGGUAAGCCAUGAUGUCGUCAAACCAUUUCUGAAAAUCCAUGAACAAGACAAAAAGCUUGAUGAAGAAGCUACUUAUAUUCUCCACGCGUGCUGGCAUGUCGUUUCGUUGUCUUUGGCCGCUACUUCAGCCAUUCAAAUUUCGUAUGCUCUCGGAAGACCUUACUUGAUCGGUAAUUCCUUCAUCAAAGUAACUCCCGAGCUCGUGGACUUUAUCAACAUGUUUAAUUUCUUGGAAGGUUUGGUCGUGUUGGCUUGUAGCUUUUUUGGAAAGGUCGAUGAUGAAGAAUUGAAGAAGAAACGAAAAAACAAGUGGUUGCACUUGCUGUUUCGUUUGCCUCAAUGGACGUUGUUUUUCACGAUUGCUGGCUUACCUCUGCUUGAUUAA
Molecule: messenger RNA, 456 nt
Organism: Naegleria lovaniensis
Lineage: Eukaryota; Heterolobosea; Eutetramitea; Acrasida; Naegleriidae
Exons: 2
Coding region: 1-456 (151 amino acids)
Source: RefSeq, a predicted model, not a curated record